GUUAGAACUUAAAACCCUAGCCGGAGAAACCCUCGGUCCUUUUCUGUUGCCUCUCAGUUCAUUUAAACCGGGUGGAAGAUGCAGGUUUUGGUGAAAACGGUAACGGGAAAGACCCUAACAUUGGAGAUGGAGUCUUCAGACACCAUCGACUAUGUAAAGGCAAAAAUCAAAGACGAGGAAGGCAUUCCACCCGAACAACAACGCCUAGUCUUCGCAGGAAAACAGCUGGAAGAUGGCCAAGCCCUUGCCGACUUCAGUAUCCGCAAGAAGAAGAAAAGCAAACCCCUCGAGCUUGCUCUGCUCCAGGUUGAUGACGCUGAUGCUCCAUCAAAACAGCUAGAUGUCCAAAAUCUAGAAUCGGAAACACCAGUUGCCUCUACGAAAGCUAGAAAAACAAAGAAGAAGAAACGCGCUGCGUCUGACACAGGAGACACAAUUGAUACUGAUCAUGGUGAAGCCACUGAUGGUGUCCUUGUUGAGCAUGAUGUGAAUGAGCCGACCAUGGGUGAAAAACUUGCUAGUAUAACUUUACAAGAUGAUGAUAAAAGCAGCAGCCAUGAGAUGCAAGAAUCACCUCCUAGCGCAAAGCCACCAAGUGCUGAUUCAGUUAACAUUCUCCUUAAGCAAGCAUUGCGUGCUGAUGAUCGUGCACUUCUUUUAGAUUGCUUAUACACCCAAGAUGAGAAGGUUAUUGCAAAUUCAAUCUCGCUGCUUAAUCCAUCUGAUGUUCUCAAGCUUUUACACAGUCUUCAAUCCAUAAUUCACUCAAGGGGUUCAAUCUUGGCAUGUGCUCUUCCUUGGCUAAGAAGUUUACUUCUUCAACAUUCAACUGGAAUAAUGUCCCAGGAAUCUUCUUUACUUGCUUUGAAUUCCUUAUAUCAGCUCAUUGAAUCCCGAGUGGCAACCUUCCAGUCAGCACUUCAAUUGUCAAGUUGCUUAGACAUCUUCUAUGCAGGGGUCGUUGAUGAUGCAUUGGAUGAAAAUCAAACAAUAACUCCUGUAAUUUAUGAGGACAAUGAUGAAAGUGACGAGGAGGAAGAGGAAUCUGAAGAUGCCAUGGAAACCGAGCAAGGUAGCAAGGAGGAGGAAGCACUUGAUGGACUUAGUGAUAUUGAAGGAAGUGAUGGCAUGAGUGAGUGAUAGUGUCAUUCAAGCACAAUUUCGGUUGCUGCUUUGAUAAGGAUUAAGGGCUAUCAGUUUCAGUGAAGACGAUCUCUUCUUUCAGUCCAGGGGAUCCUUUGACAGAUUUAGAGGUAACUACUGUAAGUUCACUUCCUGGGGAGCACAAAGAUGUUUGGGAAAUCUCUUAGAUGGCCCGAGGCAUAACCAUAGCCUUGCUUGUAUGGCUUUGACUCUUUUCAAUAUUGUUUUCCUUUUGCUGACAUUUUGAGAAAACCACACCAAAGUGUUGCAUUUCCUCCUUUUCAAGUAAAUUUUAGAGAAACAGAGACUGCAACAUCGUUUCAUGUACUCGUGAGAUAUGAUUUCUUUUUGCAAAUUAAGAAAAUAGCAGUCCCAAGUAGAGAGAUCAGAGACUGAAUGGAAUUAGAUUUGAUAA
Molecule: messenger RNA, 1558 nt
Organism: Populus nigra (black poplar)
Lineage: Eukaryota; Viridiplantae; Streptophyta; Magnoliopsida; Malpighiales; Salicaceae
Exons: 7
Coding region: 79-1140 (353 amino acids)
Biological process (GO): maturation of SSU-rRNA from tricistronic rRNA transcript (SSU-rRNA, 5.8S rRNA, LSU-rRNA)
Cellular component (GO): nucleolus
Molecular function (GO): protein binding
Source: RefSeq, a predicted model, not a curated record